UUCUUUUUGUGGGCGGUAACCUGAUUCCCAAGGCAACUGUUGCCACUGCAAAACACUCACAGGCACAGGCAUUUUUCUGUUUAAUCUGUAACUAGUACCAGUACAUACAUUUUCCAUAUUCAUAUUUAGAGUUGUGUAAUGAUUUACCUAUAACAGAAUUGCAACUUUAAGAAGAUAAUUCAAUAGUGCAGGAUUUGGCACCUUGGAAAGUUUCAUUCAAAGUCUGCAUUUCUCUGGUGGGUGAACAGAAGAACUUAAACUACAAAAUGAAACUACGUAAGAAAACAGCUUUAUUUUUUCCAUUUGUUUUCCAUUUUAGUGUUACCGGUAAACAUAUUAAAUCUGCUGUGAUUCUGUUCAUCUCAAUCUUCGUUACCACAGCAGCCAUCUCUAUCGCUUCCACACCAGUGUGUAUUCCUCAAGACACAACUCCUGUCCGGCAGAGUCGCUGCCUGGUGGUCACUCCCAUGACCUUUCCCAUCAUCUCAGACUCUGCCCGGCUUUGGACGAGCACUCAGAGUAUUCCGAGACUGAACCCUUUACAUCCACCUUUGGUCCAUAAACGCACCGUCAGUCUGGAGACGCCAGCUGUACACCACCACAACCACCAGAGGACGCUCAUCCUGCAGAGGAGAGAGCAUUACAGGUAUCACCAAGUGUGGCGAAAACCCUUUUAUGGAACCAGCAGUGAGAGAGAAGAGUACAGGAAGGAGUUGCGAGAGCAGUUAAAGAAGCAGAUGGAGGAGAAAUGCGUAGCACUGAAGCUGCAGCUGGCCAGUAAAGUGAAGGAAGCAGAGCAUAUUCGAGAAGUGGACCACCUUGCACUGUCCAGUGACAGAGAGCAAAGAAUCCAGCACAGCAAAGCAAUGACGGCUUACAGAGAUGAGAACAAGAGGCUAAUGGAGCAGAGCUGGAGGGACAGAGCACUAACACGCUCCCAGGAGGCCCUGAAGGAGAGAAGGCUGCUGUGCCUCAACCCCAUUAACUGGAGUGGAACACUGAAAUAGGUUGAACCUCAACAUCCAGAGUAAAAACUUCAGACCUCAGGCCUCACCGAAGCACUUGGGCAUGUGAGUGUCAGAUUAAAAUGGAAUACAACAUGUAUAGUACAUGUAAUUAGUGCUGGAUUUUCUAAACUGAGAUGAGCCAAAUGAAGCUGUCCAGUAUUUUUCUGUAUGAAUAAAAAUGUUGGUUAUUUUUCAAUUUUACUUUAUAAACAUUAUUUUCUGUUGUGGGUUCCAAUACAGUACUUGGCAUUGCAACCUUCAACCUGCUACCUAAAUUACCCACAAAGUUAGUGCAAAUGCUUGUAAUGUCUAAUGAACCUCAAGCGGAGAUGAGGGUUGGGCCUCAGAGGUCUGGGAAUCUCACUUGUUUCUAACUCGACACCCCCAGUUUUUUGUUUUUUUUCAUUUUCAAACUUUAGGUCUUCAUACUUAUUUUCAUCAUCAUUAAAUCAGAUUUCACACAGCUCCAUCUGGAGCCACAAAAGGCUUUAUAUGACUUUUCACAUUUAUAUUAGUAAAGCAAGACCUGCAAACAAACUUCCCCUUUAAGAACGAUUGACUUCCUUCCAGCAAGUCUUAGUUAGAUACAACAGGAAGUAAAAAAAAAUCUUUUACUUACCUUUUCCCCCUCAUUCUGUUUAUGUAAAGAGCAGAGGAGGCCUGAUGAAAUGAAAUUAAAAUUUUGAAUACAAAAAACAUGAGAUGUGACAAACUUUUUAUUGUAAA
Molecule: messenger RNA, 1733 nt
Organism: Morone saxatilis (striped sea-bass)
Lineage: Eukaryota; Metazoa; Chordata; Actinopteri; Moronidae
Exons: 5
Coding region: 267-1007 (246 amino acids)
Source: RefSeq, a predicted model, not a curated record